Messenger RNA from Armigeres subalbatus, 4970 nucleotides. RefSeq names its product eukaryotic translation initiation factor 5B-like. Gene Ontology annotation, molecular function: GTP binding; translation initiation factor activity; GTPase activity. The transcript has 10 exons. The record is from RefSeq and is a predicted model, not a curated record. Lineage: Eukaryota; Metazoa; Arthropoda; Insecta; Diptera; Culicidae. Gene Ontology annotation, cellular component: mitochondrion; cytoplasm. The coding region runs from base 580 to 4446 and encodes 1288 amino acids. Gene Ontology annotation, biological process: translational initiation.
AAUCCUUCUUCAGUCUUCGUUGAACUUCGGCUCGGUGCGGUGUCUUGUAUUCGGUACGGUCGUUAUCAAGGAUACGCAGAAAAGAAACAUCCUUCAUCGGAUUCUAUUGUUUUCAGUUUGUCCGCAAACCGGCUUUCUGAUUUUACUCUGGAGUGAAGUACAGUGCAGAUAAAAUAUUACAAUCGAGGGUGUUUUAUUGAUUAUACCGAUCGUGGGGUCCUGAAUAAUAAUUUAGUUAGAAUUAUUCUAAUUAUUACUGUGUACAUCGCUGUAAGUUCCGGCUUCAGUAGGACGGAACGGAAAAAACGGAGUAGGGAAAUACACAAGCCAAGAAGAAGCCUACCGCACAAAGAAAAGUUCGCUUUCUGAAAGUGCCCGUUCCGGUUUUUAUUGUUAGUGCGAUUCAACAUCCUAUAAGCCAAGAAUAGAGUGUUAAACGAUAAUAGGCUAGGCACUGCGUGCUCCGUUCAGCUUCAUUCUAUUGAUUACCCAGUGAGAAAAAUAAUUAUUUCGGUGCGAAUUUUUAAUUAACACGUUCUAAGGGAAUCUACCUAAGGAAAACAACAGAAAAUAAAAAUAAUGUCCAACAAUAUCCAGAUUACGACCGACGACAAGUCAGCAACUCUUGUGGGAGGCAUGGCAACGACACCAACCAAACCAGCGAUGACCGGCAUUCCAUCGAGCCCGUCGCAUCUGCAGCUUCCAUCGCCGAUAAUUACGCGCCGAACCAGAACCGCUUCCACUUCCGACCGUGCCAUGAGGAAUCCCAUCGAGGAAGGAAAAGUAAAAUCAUUCAGCAGGGGCAAAGGUCACGGUUUCAUCUCGCCCAAUUCCGGCGGUGACGACAUUUUUGUGCACAUCUCAGAUUCCGACGUCGAGGUGAAGCAAACCGAACUAACCGAGACGGAAGUGGAGAACAACAGCAAGAACGAAAGCAAGAAGAAGAAGGAGAAAAAGUCUAAGAAGAUCGAAAGUGAUGGCGAAGCGGAUGAUGACCUGGAUGAGGUUACCGAAGCUGUCGAAAAGCUAAAAGUCAGUGGAAAGCAGGAAAAAAAGAAGGCUUCCAAAAAAUCAUCCGCUAAAGAUGAUGACGAUGAAGAUGACGGCGGUGAAGAUGAAGAGGACACUAAAAAGUCCAAAAGUAAGAAGAAGAAUAAGGUUGCUGCUGGAGGACCGGUGGGAUUUUCUCUCCUGAUGGCCGAUGAUGAUGGCGAUGAGGAAGUGCAGGAAACUCUUCGUGACGAUGAUGAUGAUGAUGACGAUGCUUCCAAAAAGGGAAAGAAUAAAAAUGGGAAGAAACAACAGACUAAAGAUGUGGAUGAAGAGCCUUUACAAAAGGGCGGCAAGAAGGGAAAGAAGGGCAAAAAGAAGAAGGGCGGUGACAGCGAUGAUGAAGACAUUGAAAAAAUGCUUGCCGAACUGCAAAUGGAAUACUCCGGCGUGAAGCCUCCCCCCAGUGAUGAACCUGCAGUCCAGGAACCGAAGGAAGUUGAAAAGAAGAAGGACAAAAAGGACAAGAAAAAGAAGGAGGAGACUCCUCCGGCAGACGAGGCUGAUCAGAGUGAGGAGAAGGCCGAUGGGGAGGUUCACAUUAAAACGGCUGCCGAGAAGCGAAAGGACAAGAAAGAGCGCCAGAAAAAGGAGGCUCAGGCAGCCAGACAGCAGGAAAAGGAAGCCGAGGCUUCCAAACCAGAACCGGCGAAAGAAUCGAAAGAAUCCACUCCUGCACCAGAAAAGGAUGAUUCUGGUGCUCCGGCUACUGGUGAAAGUAAGAAGAAGAAAAAGAAAGCGAAGAAAGAGGAAGGUGCAGAGGUGGCAGCCGAUGAGAAACCGGCGGAAGCGCCUGUGAAACCAGCUGAUGGCGCAAAAGCUGGAGAGGCUGCAAAAGAGGGUGAUAAGAAGAAAAAAGGACCCAAUAAGGCUGCCAUAGCUUUGAUGCAAGAACGCUUGAAGGCGAUUCGCGAAGAGGAAGAACGUAUGAAGCGCGAAGAAGAGGAAAAGCAGCGCAUAGCAGAAGAGGCAGAACGUUACCAUCAAGAACAACUUCGCUUAGAGCAGGAGAAGAAAGAACGUAAAAAGCAGAAGGAAAAGGAGCGUAAGGAACGUCUGAAGGCCGAAGGUAAGCUUCUUACCGCCAAGCAAAAGCAGGAUCGAAUGAGGGCGCAGGCUAUGUUGGAAGCAUUGAAGGCUCAAGGAAUAGAAAUUCCGGAAGUUGGUGUGGAGAAGAAGGUCCGUCCUGGCACACGACUCCGUCCAAAGAAAAGGGAUGACGCUAACAAAGAAGAAGAGGAAGAAAGUAAGGAAUCUAGUCCAACCGAAGAGGAACUGAAGGCCGAAGCACUGAAAGCCGAGGAAACUAAAGAUGAAGUAAAGGAUUCGUGGGACGCUUCUGACAGCGAGGAAGAAGAAGAAAAAGAGCCAGAAAAACCGGCUGUGAAGGAAACAUCAAAAUCUGCGUCAGCUUCCAAACAACUAAAAAAAGAAGAGUCGGUUGAAGAUGAUGACGAUAGCGAGUCGGAAGAUGAUGAUGAUUCUGAGGAUGAAUCAGACAGCGAGAGUGACUCGGAAGAGGACGCACGCCCAGAGGCAGAGAAGAUGCGUCAACGAGCGAUGGAGCGUAUAGCCAAGAGAACGCAGGAUGCCGAGAAGAAGAAAUCGUUGGAUGUCCUCCGCGCGGCCGUUGUUUGUGUCCUGGGACACGUAGAUACUGGUAAAACUAAAAUUUUGGACAAACUUCGUCGUACAAACGUACAGGAUGGCGAAGCCGGCGGAAUUACCCAGCAGAUCGGUGCCACCAACGUCCCAAUCGAGAACAUUAAAGAGCAAACUAAAUUCGUUAAAGGCUACAACGAGACCACUUUUAAGCUGCCAGGCUUACUGAUCAUAGACACACCCGGUCACGAGUCCUUCAGUAAUCUGCGGAACCGUGGAUCUUCUCUUUGCGAUAUUGCAAUUCUUGUUGUAGAUAUUAUGCAUGGUCUUGAGCCGCAAACCAUUGAAUCAAUCAAUCUCCUGAAAUCUAAGCGAACGCCAUUUGUAGUAGCACUCAAUAAGAUUGAUCGUCUGUACGACUGGAACACUAUGAACCGCAAGGACGUUCGGGAUAUUCUCAAGGCUCAAGCUUCCAAUACUCAGUUGGAGUUCCAGCAACGCACAAAGGACGUCAUUGUUCAAUUCGCCGAGCAAGGUCUCAACGCUGCCCUGUAUUAUGAGAACCCAGACCCUAAAAGCUACAUUUCGUUAGUUCCUACCAGUGCCAUCACCGGUGAAGGCAUGGGAAAUCUCCUUUUCCUGAUCGUGCAAUCAUGUCAGAAGCAGUUGGCCAAACGUUUAAUGUUCAGCGAAGAUCUGCAAGCAACAGUGCUCGAAGUUAAAGCAAUCCCUGGUCUUGGCACGACUAUCGAUGCCAUUCUGAUCAACGGUAAGCUCCGUGAAGGGGAAACCAUGAUUCUGGCUGGUACGGAGGGACCGAUUGUAACUCAGAUUAAGGCCCUGUUGAUGCCACAGCCCAUGAAGGAGCUUCGGGUGAAGAACGCCUACAUAGAGCACAGGGAGGUGGUGGCGGCCCAAGGUGUGAAGAUUGCCGCCAAAGAACUUGAGAAAGCUAUUGCUGGUCUGAAUCUGCAGAUAGCACAAAAAGCGGAUGAGGUGGAGAUAUUCAAGGAUAUUGUGGCACGAGAUUUGAAAUCGGUGCUGAGCAGUAUUAAGCUUAGCGAACGUGGCGUGUAUGUCCAAGCGUCAACGCUCGGUUCACUGGAGGCGUUGUUGGAGUUCUUGAGGACUUCUAAAAUUCCGUACUCUGGAAUUCGAAUUGGCCCUGUCGUGAAACGUGACGUGAUGAAGGCUUCGACUAUGUUAGAGCAUGAAAAUCAGUACGCAACGAUUCUCGCAUUCGACGUCAAGGUGGAACGCGACGCUCAGGAACUCGCUGACAGUUUAGGCGUGAAGAUAUUCCAGGCGGACAUCAUCUACCAUCUGUUCGACAAAUUCAUGGCCUAUCGAGAGGAGAUCAAGCUGCGCAAGCGCGAUGAAUUCAAGACGAUUGCCGUGUUCCCGUGCAAGCUAAAGAUUUUACCCCAAUUCGUGUUCAAUUCUCGUGAUCCUAUUGUGAUAGGUGUCAUAGUUGAAGCUGGAAUCGUGAAAGAAGGAACGCCAAUUUGUGUGCCAAGUAAAGAGUUUGUUGACCUGGGCGUGGUGACGUCGGUUGAAGCUAAUCACAAACAGAUUGAGACCGCCCGCAAGGGGCAGGAGGUGUGCAUAAAGAUCGAACCGCUUCCGGGCGAGACGCCCAAGAUGUUUGGAAGACAUUUCGACGAGAACGAUAUGCUAGUUAGUAAGAUAUCCCGUCAAAGUAUUGAUGCCUGCAAAGACUACUUCCGAGAUGACCUGCUGAAAUCAGACUGGGCCCUAAUGGUGGAGCUGAAAAAGACUUUCCAAAUUCUGUAGUUCCGUAACGUAUUUCUUCUAUUCUAUUACGUUCAUUUUCCAUCAUAAUGUGGUGUUGACUCCUGCUCCUGGAAGGAUGGCAUGUCCUUGCAUAUCUUCCUAUUUUAAAGGCAUCACUUUGUUAGAAUCGAUGUUGAAGCACGUGGACAUCCUUAAAGGCAUAAUAGUAUAAGAACGCAUCUCCCGCGAAGUGAUGAGAUAAAGUUUAGUGAACGUUUUCCAAUGUGUUUAGUCAUAACAAUCAGCUGAUGUAACACUGAUUCCCAAUCGUUUUACUUAACACGGCUCUACUGCUAGGUAUUCAAAUAAUCAAUUAUUUAAUAUCUUUUUUUGCAGGUAAUUUAGUUGUUUUGAAAUUUUCCAAUAAUUUGUUCAUGUAAGCCGCUGCCGUUGGCUUCUCCUAUCUUUAGGAAUAACUUGUGAUUUAUAGCUGCUUUUUGAAUGGAUGACAGUAAGUGUUUAUUCAGGUUCUAAAACUGAAAGUUAUUGCACAUAAGAUCUUGUAAUAAAAUAAAUCAACAAAA